AUGCAACGAAAUAUUUCAUAUUUUGAUACCAAGCCAACUGGUCAGCUCAAUGCCAAACUAUUCAAUAAUGUUGACAAAUUGGAAUUAGGCAUUGGUUAUCGUUCAUCAAUAAUGAUAACUGUAGCUAUCAGUGUUACUGGCAGUAUGUUUGUGGCUUUAUAUAUCAGCUGGAAAUUGACAUCGAUCAUGUUGUACACUAUACCCUUGGUCUACAUGGGUACACACAUAUUUUUCAAGGUAUAUCUAUUUAUUUUUCAUGAAUUUUAUUUCUUUAUAUCGACCAAUAGGUUAGUGCCAAAGAGGCAAUAAAUGAGCUGAAUUCAUACUCGAAAGCAGGACAAAUCGUUCAGGAAGUGUUUAGUUCUCUUCGAACUGUUCUUUCCUUGAACGGUAGUAAGUUCGAAGAAAAACGGUAAGCCGAUAUAUUUUUUUUACAAUUGAUUCUGGAAUUCGUUGAUUCUUACUGUUAUUCGUUAUCAAACAGAUACGAGAAAGAAUUGGACAGCACUCAUUGGAGUACUGUACGCAAAGGUGCCAUUUUAGGAACUCUAUCUGGUUGGUUAUAUUUCAUCAAAUAUUUAAUUUAUUCGUGUUGUUUCCUCUUCGGCUUUUUCAUCAUGCACAAGCAACAGGAUGAUAAAACUUAUAUCAGCGAUAUUCUUGUGGUAAAUCAAUGUUGUUUUCAUGCGAUAGAAGUAUUAUUUUCUAUCAUCAUAUGUAGAUAGCUAUUAUCUUUGGACAAUGUAUUGCUAAGAUAUCGUUUGUCACUCAUUUCUUACAAUCAUAUGCAGAAGCACGAGGAGCAGCAGCAUCAGUGUUUCGACUUAUAUCUGAGGUAGAUUUGUAGCUUCAUCAAACGCUUGUGUCGAAGUAUGGAAUUAUUUUUCUACUUAUGUAUCAUAUUCAGACAGAAGGAUCAAAUGCGAUAGAAACCGAACUAUGGAUGAAUGAUGUGAUGCAGGACAAAGUGAUUAAUAUCAAUGGGGACAUUCAUUUUGAUAAUAUCAAC
Messenger RNA from Rotaria sordida, 1009 nucleotides. NCBI's taxonomy places the organism in Eukaryota, Metazoa, Rotifera, Eurotatoria, Philodinida, Philodinidae. The record is from the annotation of a GenBank genome assembly.